CUCAGCCUUGCCUUAGCUCCGCAGCCUCUCUUUCCUGGCCUUCCUCCUGUCUGCGCGUGCGGCAUGGAACCCGGCUGGGACCUGGGGGCCUCGGCAGGCCGCUCGCUGCUGCUCUGCUCCGCGCUGCUGGUGGCAGGCUGUGCGUUGGGCCUGCGCCUGGGCCGCGGGCGCGGGGCGGCGGACCGCGGGGCGCUCGCCUGGCUCUGCUACGACGCCCUGGUGCACUUUGUGCUGGAAGGCACUUUUGUCUACUUGUCUUUAUCGGGAAACAUUGCAGAUUCUGAAGAAGGCUUGAUUGCAUCUUUAUGGAAAGAGUAUGGCAAAGCUGACAUACGAUGGCUCCAUUUUGAUCCAAAUAUCGUGUCUGUGGAAAUUUUCACCGUUGUGGUAGGUGGGUUCCUGGCGUUGUUCCUCAUUUAUGCCAUUGUGAUGGAGAGAUAUUACCGGCACUUCCUACAGAUCACACUGUGUGUUUGUGAACUCUAUGGUGGCUGGAUGACCUUCUUCCCAGAGUGGCUUAUCCAAAGCCCCAACCUCAACACCAAGAGUUGGCUGUACUUUUGGGUCUAUCUGGUAUUCUUUAAUGGGUUGUGGGUUCUGACCCCAGGACUGCUAUUGUGGCAGUCUUGGGCAGAACUCAAGAAAAUGCAUCACAAAGGAACUGCUUUGGGGAAAAAGCGUUGGUGAAUUUCAAAAUCAUACUGCCAUUUUGCUUAAGAAUGGAUAGAUUUAACAUUCCAGUCUGCACUGUCUUUUUGUACUGUUGUUCCUGAAAACCUGUUUCAAAUUGGUUGUGAGGUAACAAAGUUUUGUUGAUUUUAUUUUAUUUUUUUAAUUGAAGGACAGACACGGAAAAGAGAUAUCUGAGGGUAUAGCUCAGUAACAGAGUGCUUGACUAGCAAGCACAAGGUACACACACACACACACACACAUACACAAAAGAACAGGGAAAGAGAAUGAAAUUUUAACUUGAAUAAUUGCAUUUGAUUAUAUACUUUUGUGGCUGGUAUUAAUUGUUCUACAUUAAUAAAGUUGAAUGUCAUA
Dipodomys spectabilis (banner-tailed kangaroo rat) is the source of this 1044-nucleotide messenger RNA. It is a transcript of the gene Ebpl, whose product is annotated as EBP like. Bases 64 to 687 code for a protein of 207 amino acids. Gene Ontology annotation, molecular function: cholestenol delta-isomerase activity. The record is from RefSeq and is a predicted model, not a curated record. NCBI's taxonomy places the organism in Eukaryota, Metazoa, Chordata, Mammalia, Rodentia, Heteromyidae. The transcript has 4 exons. Gene Ontology annotation, biological process: sterol metabolic process. Gene Ontology annotation, cellular component: membrane; endoplasmic reticulum.